Molecule: messenger RNA, 708 nt
Organism: Daucus carota subsp. sativus
Lineage: Eukaryota; Viridiplantae; Streptophyta; Magnoliopsida; Apiales; Apiaceae
Exons: 2
Coding region: 112-435 (107 amino acids)
Biological process (GO): translation
Cellular component (GO): ribosome
Molecular function (GO): structural constituent of ribosome
Source: RefSeq, a predicted model, not a curated record
GCAAAGAAGUGAGCCCAAUAAUUGUCCCAUCAGAGCCCAAUCAGCAUUUCCCCAAUUAAACUUCAUCUAUCUUCACCAAAACCUCAGUUGAUAUCAUCGGAAACCCUGAAAAUGAGUUCACUAGCGAGUCGACUAUCAUCCACCGUGUUAAAACGGCCGUCCACCGAGUUGAACUCACUGAGUUCACAACUCAAUCAAUGGCGAGGCAUACGAGUGAGAGUGUUGCAGAACAAUCUGGAGAGAGCGCUGACAUUUAUGCAGAGACAAAUGACAUCGAGUGGAGUGGAACGGUUGAUUAAGCACGAGCAGACUCACCAUAUUAAGAACUCGGAGAAGCGAAUCUUGGCGAGGAAGAAUUUAGAGCGGAGAUUGAAAUCGCAGGAUCUGGCUCGGAAACUCAAAUCUAUUCUCAUGAAGAAAGUCAGGGGUAUGUGAGCUAGGUGCAACAAACAGCUUCUAACUGGGCGAGUAACGAAGCAAAAUAAAUCCUCCUUGCAUCCCUAGUAAUCACUAGUCUGUUUCAUUAUAUGCAUACACAUCUUGGCCCAUUUUUUUCGUUAUCCAACUACCAGCUUGACUAAUAUAUGAUUUUAGUGUUGUUCAGGAUGGAAAUUAUUGAUCAUCUGCACACUAUAUUUUUUAUUAAUUUUGUUUGAUCUGUACACCCAAGAUCUCUCUAGCUAUAUUGCAGUAGAUAAUUUUUGUCAA